This is a messenger RNA of Macrosiphum euphorbiae (potato aphid), 1284 nucleotides long. The record is from the annotation of a GenBank genome assembly. Lineage: Eukaryota; Metazoa; Arthropoda; Insecta; Hemiptera; Aphididae.
AUGGAACAUCAGUAUAAACAACACUAUGCGGCGGCGGCUGUAGCUACGGCCACGAAAAUGAUUGAGUCCAAAGUGUUUGGACCCGACAGCCUGUUCGUGUCCUUCGUACUUGAUAAAUGGCACACCGAACCGAAUCAGUUCUGUUCGGUUGUGCUGUACGGGACGAUGACUAUCAGCGACCGAAAGUGUAGCAACCAGAGCCAUCCGCUAGUGUUAAAGUUCAAGCAUUUUACGCUCGAGAAGCUGGCAAUUUGCAGGAACGACCUGCAGUUUCAUAACGAGAAGCUGUUCUACGAAGAAUUCGCACCAUUUCUGAUGGCUAUUGGCUCACAGAAGGAUGGCGACUGUGCUACGAUGCCGUCGUUGUGCCGUUACUUUUACGGGCGUAACGAUUGUGGUGACCUAGUGGAUCGGGACCUGAUCGUCUUGGAAAACGAAACAGUUCGUGGAUACCGGUCAGCGGUGACCGACAAUGAAUAUAUUUUGGAUUUUGACCACCUGGUCAUGGCGAUAAGAACGCUGGCAAAGUUUCACGGCUUGUCUUAUAGAGCAAAACAUGUGAAUCGAGUAAAAUUCAAAGAACUGGGGGCAAAUAUAGUGGAAACGCAGUGGUCUCCAGAAGGCGAUUGGUACAUAAGUAGCAAAGGAUUCGAAGGACUGCUUUCCAAUGAGUUGGACACACUUGUGAAGAGUAAAAGUGGAUAUGACAAACAGGCACAGAUGUUCCGGACAGAAGUGUUGGCGGACGCAAUAAAGAUACUGAAGCGUGUGAUGGAACCGGACGAACCUCUGUCCGUGCUUUGCCAUGGUGAUUUCGGCCGCCACAACUUGCUGUUCCGGUAUGACAGCGAUGGACGGCUGUUUGACGCGCUGGUGUAUGAUAUGGCCACUAUCCGUUACGGGUCACCGGCCAUAGAUCUUAUACAUUUAAUGUACAUUAAUAUGGACCGCCAGGCCAGGGACGAUCACAUGGAAGAGUUGCUUGACGUUUAUUGUAAGACGCUGGCCUCUAUAGCCAGUGGCGCUCCGGUGCCGGACCGCAGUCAGAUUGACGUAGAAAUUCGCAAACAUGCAUACUAUGGACUGGCGUUCUCGUCGUUGGGAUUACGAAUAAUGUUUAGAGAUGACCAGAAUCUUCCUGACUUGUCCAAAUUGUUUGGCUUGACUGACGAAGAAGCGCUGCAGCUUUGGCUGUCGUGGGGUGGCAAUAGUGCCACUGAAUGGAUAGUUGAUAUUUUUCAACAUUAUCUGGACAUGACAUACACAGAUAAAGUAGCCGAUUGA